UUCAAAUUCUGGUCGUUGAUUCAAAUGCGUUGCACCGGCGAUUCACCAUCAGACCUGUCUAAAUCCUGUCUAAACCUGAGAAACAUCAAACUUGUUCUCAAUGUGUUUUCUAGUGAUUAGUUACAUUCGUCAGAAGUAGUUUCCCGAAUAAAGAUGACGUCGUGGGAAAAAGUGAUUUUGUCAUGGGCCGUCAUAUACAAAAGAUGAUCCAGAAGAUCCAUUUCAAAAAUUAUUAAAAUUUAUUCAGAGGUAUUACCCAGAUUUCUGGACACAAACACCUUCAAAUUUUCAAAACGAAGAUGUUUUAAUUUUGUACUCUGUGUUAGUACAUUUUUACAGUUUUACUGAUGAUUCUAUUAUACGAAGUAAGAUGUGCUCCCUCAGCAAUGCCUCCCAGGUACAAAUCAAGAAUUUUUUGGAAUGUCUUAUGAACAAAGAUGUUACCAAAGAUGCUAUCGUAAUGGCAAUAAAAUCAUGUUGUGAAACUGCCACUGCUAAAUCUCCAGUUGAAGUGUACCAAUCCACUCCAAAACAUUCUCGAAGAGGUAAAUCAAAAACACCUCUACAAGAUUUUUUGAAUUCACCAGCAGCUAAAGAGCAGAGGAGGUAUUCAGAGAUAAAAAAAUUAGAAGUUGAGCUUCAAACAGAGAGAGAUGCCCGUCUGUUUUUUGAAGAAAAAUUUGAAGAAAUGAAAAAGGAGAAAGAUAGAAUGGAAACCAAGAAGGAUGAAGAUAUUAAAAAGUUACAAGCAAAGUUAUGUGAAAGACAUGUUCAAAUUGAAGAUGAUUUUGUUAAACAAACAAACACAUACAGUACAGAUCAGCAUUUAAAAAUAAUUGAACUGAGAGAGGUUAUUGAAUGCUUAGAUGAGAAAUGUGCAAAUUUGACAGAUGAGAAUUGCAAACUGUCUGAAAAGGUCACAUCUCUAAAAAAUCAGCUAUCAGAUUGGAAAUUAAGAAGUGAAACUUUUGAAACAAAUUAUUUGGAUGCACAACAAAAAAUAGCUGCCCAGGUUAGAGAAUGUUUCUUAUUGGAGCAAGAACUAGCAGAAGCAAAGGCAAGGACUGUUGUGUCCAAUAAAGUUGACAAUGAUACCAGUGUUGAAUGGGAUUACACUGAUAUUAUUGAAGAUUUGUGUCCAAAUGAGAAUCUUGGAUCUACAGUAGUAGAUGUGUUACUUCAAGAAAAAUUGCAAAAAAUAUCUGAGCUGGAGGACAAAGUUGAGAGUUUGGAAAGUUUUCUAAGUCAGAAAGAAAUUGAACUUUCUGAGAGAGAAAAUAAUAUUGCGCUUCUUAGUGAUAAAGUACAAGAAUAUAAUGUAAAUAUUGACGAGAAACUGAAGGAAAUUGAGGUCCUAAAUAACAAAAUUGAUUUAAUGAAAAUAGAUCAUAAAGAACAAGAGACAAUAAUUAAUGAUUUACGAGGAGAAUUGUCGAAUGUACAAAAAAAAUUUGCUGACCAUAAAGAAAAUGUAGCAAAUAUCCUUCAAGAGAGUGAAUCAGAUAUCAUACUCAAAGAACAAAUUAUUAAGGAUCUGGAGAAUGGAAUUGAAGAAAAAUCAAAUAUUCUUGAUGAAACAAAAAAGUUGCUUCACGAACAACUCGAACAUGCGUCAUCGCUUGAAAAGCAGGUUGAAGAUUAUGUUCAAGUCCUUGGUGAGAAGGCCCAGGAAAUUUCAUCCCUUACUGACACAGUUCAAUUGAUAACUGCAGCAGAUUCUGAAAAACAAAAUGUCAUUGCAAGUCUGCAAGAACAAUUGGAUAGUUUGCAAAAUGCUUUUAAUGUACAGUCUCUGUCUCUCAGAGAAGAAUUGAAAGCAGAAAAAGAAAAAAUUAGAAUGGAAAAGGAAAAUAAUACUGCACUUCUAAAAGAAAUUGCAGACAGAAAUCUACAAAUUGAUGACCAAGCUAAAGAAAUAAAAUCCCUUUCUUCAAAUGUGAAUUUAAUGCAGCAAGAGAUCUCUGCAAAAAGGAAUGAAAUUCUCAGCUUGCAGGAAGAACUCUCUGCCAUUAAACAGAACCAUGACCAAUUGAGCCACUCAUUAAAACAAGAAAUUGAAGAAAAGGAAGUAAUUAUUUCUGAAACAGGAAAGGAAAUUUCAAAACUUCAAGAGUACAUUAAAUCUAAGGAGGAGAAAUUGUGUAGAACAGAAAAUGAAUUGUCCAAUGCUUCAGAUUUGUUACAUGAAAUGAAGAUGGAUAAUGGAGAGAAACAAAAAAAGAUUGAGUUACUCCAGGAUGAAGUGAGUACUCUUCAAGAGAAGUGUGAUUGUCUUACCAAUGAAAAUGUUUCUAAAGACACCAUGCUCCAAACAAUAGAAGAGCGUAAAUGUAAUCUUGAAAAAGAAUUGGAAAGCAGUAAAGCCUUGCUUGUGGAGAUGGAAGAGGAGGCUCGUAAACUACAAGAGUCAAUAAAAUGUCAGGAGGUUGAAAAUAUUGAGAAACAGAAAACUAUCAACACGCUACAAGCAGAUCUGGUUGCUGUUAGAGGUGAAUGUGAGUUACUAGAGAAAGCUGUGAAAGAGAGGGAUACUGAACUAUCUGUGUGCAAGACUUCGUUCGAAUUAGAAUGUUCAUCUUUGAAGGAUGAAGUCACAGCUAAAGAAGAAAGGCUCAUUGAAUUGAAGGAAAGAGUAUUGAUUUUAGAGGAAGAAAUAGAGAACAAGGAAGCAUUUCUUUUUGAGAAAGAUAGCGUGAUUGCUGAAAAAGAAAUGAUAAUCUGUGAGGAUAAUAAAGAAAUUCUUGAAUUAAAAGAACAGAUUGCUAAACAGAGCCAAAAACUGACUGAGAAAGUAAAAGAAAUUACCAAAUUAUCUGAGACGCUCUCUACUUUCGAACAAGAACUACAUGAGAAACAAAGUACAAUUUUUUCAUUUCAAAAUGAACUGGAUUCUCUACAGAAAUUAGCUCAAUUUGAACGGAAGUCUUUCAUGAAUGAAAAAGAAGAAAUGGAAGCCAGAGUUGCUGAUCUUGAGAAGAAAGUGGAUAAUUUAAACAAGAUUAAUUCAAAUAAAGAUGAUGUAAUUAAUAUUCUCAAAAAUGAUGUGGGUUCUCUUCAAGAGAAGUGCAAUUCUCUUAGCACAGAAAAUGAUGCAAAAGAGGCAGUGCUCCAAACAAUUGAAGAAAGUAAAUGUAAUCUUCAAGAAGAGUUAGAAAGUAAUAAGGUAUUGCUUGAAGAGAAUAAAGAAGCAGCUUGUAAACUAAGAGAAUCCAUGAGAUGUCAGGAGGCUGAGAAACAGAGAAUAAUUCAGAAUCUUCAGUCAGAACUGGCUGCUAUUACAGUGGAAUGUGAGUUACUAGAGAAAACAUGUAAAGCGAGGCAAGUUGAACUGGAUACUUGCAAGACUUCAUUUGAAUUGGAGUGUUUGUCUCUGAAGGGUGAAAUCAGAGCUAGAGAAGAAAGUCUCACUAAUGUGGAAGAAAAUGUAUCGAGUUUGAAAAAAGAAAUAGAUAACAACAAAACAUUACUUGUUGAGAAAGAUGGUGUCAUAACUGAAAAGGAAGCGAUCAUUGCUGAAGAUAAAAAAGAAAUUCUUGAAUUAAGAGUACAACUUUCUACUAAGAACCAAAUUCUUGAAGAGAAAGUUGAAGAACUGGACAAAAUGUCAGACACACUAUAUACUUUGGAACAAGAGCUACAAGAGAAAACAAGUACAAUUAUUUCUUUUCAAAAUGAAUUGGACACUCUUCAGAAAGCAGUUCGUUUAGAACAGGAAGCUUUCAGGAAAGAAAGAGAAGAGAAAGAAAAAAAAGUUGCUGAUCUUGAAAGAAAAGUGGAUAAUUUAAACAACAUUAAUUUAGACAAAGAGAAUGCAAUUAAAAUUCUCCAAGAUGAUGUGGGUUCUCUUAAUGAGAAAUGUAAUUCUCUUAGCCAAGAAAAUAAUGCAAAAGAUUCAUUGCUCCAAACAAUAGAAGAAAGUAAGAGUAAUCUUCUCAAAGAUUUGGAACAUAAUAAAGCAUUGCUUGAAGAGGAGAGAAAAGAAGCUUGUAAACUGCAAGAGUCCAUAAAAUAUGAGGAGGCAGGGAAUGCUGAGAAACAGAAAAUAAUUCAAAAUCUUCAAUCAGAACUGGCUGCUAUUGAAGUAGAAUGUAAGUUACUGGAAAAAACUGUCAAAGAGAGACAAAUUGAAUUGGAUACUUGCAAAACUUCAUUUGAAUCAGAGUGUUUAUCUCUGAAAGAUGAAGUUAAAUCUAAAGAAGAACAAGUAGUUGCAAUGAAAGAAAGGGUAUUAAUUUUGGAGAGAGAAGUGGAACACAAAAAAGAGUUACUUUUUGAGAAAGAUAAUGUUAUAGCUGAAAAAGAAGCAAUCAUUAGCGAAGACAAGCAAGAAAUGCAUGUUUUGAAAGAAAAAUUAGCCACCAAGAGCCAACAUCUUGAUGAGAAAGCUGAAGAAAACACCAGAUUAUCUGAGACUGUAUAUACUUUUGAACAACAGGUUAAUGAGAAACAAAAUAUAAUUUUGUCUUUGCAAAAGGAAUUAAAUGAUGUACAUAAUUUAUUAAAUUUAGAACGUGAGUCUUUUAGGAAAAAAAUAGAAGAGAAGGAAAUAGUACUUGUUGAUAUAAACAAUAAAGUAGAUUUACUCAACAAUAGCAAUUUUGAUAAACAGGACAUGAUUAAUGUUCUUCAGGAAGAAAUGGGUUCUCUUCAUGAAAAGUGUUGUUCUCUUAGUGAUAAAAAUGCUGAAAAAGAUAAGAUUCUUGAAAGAGUUCAAGAAUCGAUGUGUAUUCUUCAAAACAAUUUGGAGAGCAGUAAAGUUUUAAUGAAAGAGAAAGAAGAAGCAGCUUGCAAAUUACAUGAAAUUGUUAAGGCCAAGGAGGCUGACCUUCUUGAGAAACAGGAAAUACUUGAAUCUAUCCAAACGGAACUAGCUGCUGUUAAAGAGCAAUGCAAAUUACAUGAGAAAGUGUUGGAAGACAAGCACUCUGAGUUGAUCUCUUGUAAGAAUUUAUUUGAUGCCGAGUGCUGUUCUCUCAAGGAUGAAAUAAAUACUAGGGAAAAACUGCUUUGCGAUAUAAAGGAAAGUAUAUUGGUUUUGGAAAAGGAAGUACAACAAAAAGAUGCCCAACUUGUUGAGAAAGGCAGUGAGAUAGCUGGGAAGGACAUGGUGAUUGGCGAAAUAGAGAAUGAAAUUCGUGGGUUGAAGGGAGAAAUUGCCACAAAAGACUUCAAGUUGGAAGAGCAAGCAGAAGAAAUUACUAAACUCUCCAAAUCUGUACAUUAUUUUGAAACAGUCAUACAUGAAAAACAAACUACAAUUGAGUCUUUGCAAAAGGAAUUAGAAUUUCUUCAAAACUCCAUGCAUAUGGCACAAGAGACUUUUAAGAAAGAAAUCAAAGAGAAGAAUUCCAAACUUCAAGAUACUGAGAGUAACGUAUGUUUGCUGGAUAAGAAAAUAAGUUUGUUGGAUGAUGAGCUUUCCACAAAGGUAAUGGAAGUUUUAAAGCUUACAGAUACAGUUCGAAAGAUGUGUGAAGAUAAUUCAAAAAUACAGGAGAAUAUGAACAACUUGCAGGAGGAAAUUUCUGAAAAGAACACACAUAUUGCAUUACUCGAAGAGGAGAUACAAAAAAAUAAUAAGUACAUUGAUGACAAGCUAAAAGAAAUAAAAAAUCUAAAUAACAACAUUGACUUAAUGAGAAUGGAUCACAAAGAACAAGAGACAAUAAUUAGUGAUUUACGAGGAGAAUUGUCGAAUGUACAGAAAGAAUUUGCCGACACUAAAGAAAAUUUAGUGAAUAUCCUUCACAAGAAUGAAUCGGAUAUCAUUCUCAAAGAAGAAAUUAUUAAGGAUCUGAAGAAUGGAAUUGAAGAAAAAUCAAAUAUUCUUGAUAAAACGAAAAAGUUGCUUCACGAACAACUUGAACAUGCGUCAUCGCUUGAAAAGCAGGUUGAAGAUUAUGUUCAAGUCCUUGGUGAGAAGACCCAGGAAAUUUCUUCCCUUACUGCCACAGUUCAAUUGAUAACUGCAGCAGAUUCUGAAAAACAAAAUGUCAUUGCAAGUCUGCAAGAACAAUUAGAUAGUGUGCAAAAUGCUUUUAAUGUACAAUCUCUGUCUCUCAGAGAAGAAUUGGAAGCAGAAAAAGAAAAAAUUAGAAUGGAAAAGGAAAAUAAUACUGCACUUCUAAAAGAAAUUGCAGACAGAAAUCUACAAAUUGAUGACCAAGCUAAAGAAAUAAAAUCCCUUUCUUCAAAUGUGAAUUUAAUGCAUCAAGAGAUCUCUGCAAAAAGGAACGAAAUUCUCAGCUUGCAGGAAGAACUCUCUGCCAUUACACAGAACCAUGACCAAUUGAGCCAGUCAUUAAAACAAGAAAUUGAAGAAAAGGAAGUAAUUAUUUCUGAAACAGAAAAGGAAAUUUCAAAACUUCAAGAGUACAUUAAAUCUAAGGAGGAGAAAUUGUGUAGAACAGAAAAUGAAUUGUCCAAUGCUUCAGAUUUGUUACAUGAAAUGAAGAUGGAUAAUGGAGAGAAACAAAAAAAGAUUGAGUUACUCCAGGAUGAAGUGAGUACUCUUCAAGAGAAGUGUGAUUGUCUUACCAAUGAAAAUGUUUCUAAAGACACCAUGCUCCAAACAAUAGAAGAGUGUAAAUGUAAUCUUGAAAAAGAAUUGGAAAGCAGUAAAGCCUUGCUUGUGGAGAUGGAAGAAGAGGCUCGUAAACUACAAGAGUCAAUAAAAUGUCAGGAGGUUGAAAAUAUUGAGAAACAAAAAACUAUCAACACUCAACAUGCAGAACUGGUUGCUGUUAGAGGUGAAUGUGAGUUACUAGAGAAAUCUGUGAAAGAGAGGGAUACUGAACUAUCUAUGUGCAAGACUUCGUUCGAUUUAGAAUGUUCAUCUUUGAAGGAUGAAGUCACAGCUAGAGAAGAAAAGCUCAUUGAAUUGAAGGAAAGAGUAUUGAUUUUAGAGAAAGAAAUAGAGACCAAGAAAGCAUUACUUGUGGAGAAAGAUGAUAUGUUAGCUAAAAAGGAAACAAUAAUCUGCGAGGAUAAAAAAGAAAUUCUUGAAUUAAGGGGUGAAAUUGGAGCCAAGAGCCAGAAUCUUGCUGAGAAAAUAGAAGAAAUUAACAAAUUAUCUGAGACAAUCAAUACAUUUCAGAAAGAUAAUCUUCUUAAUCAAUCUAAGAUAUUGUCUUUGCAAAACGAAUUGGAAACUCUGCAGAAAUCAAUUAAUUUAGAACGUGAAUCUUUCAGAAAAGAAAUUGAGGAAAAAGAAGCACAACUUGUUGAUACUGAGAGUAAAGUGACAUUCCUUAAAGGAGAAAUAAUUUUGAAAGAUGAAGAACUUUCAUCAAAAGUGGCAGUAGUUUCCGGACUCACUGAUACUGUUCAAAGGAUUCGGGAUGAUAAUUCUGAGAUGCAGAGAAACAUUAAUUCCUUGCAGGAAAAAUUGAAUUCUGCCAAUAAAUCUUAUAAUGCCGAAUUGGAAUCUCUUCAGAAGCUAAUUGCAGAUAAAGAAAGUCUUCUUUGUCAGAAAUUGGAGAAAGAGUUAACACUUGAAAAAGAGAUUGCAAUGAAAGAGACUAUGCUUAUGGAAAAAGUUGAAGACAUAGCUAAACUGUCAAAAAAAAAUGAGUCAAUGCAUCAAGACAGUAUAGAAAAACAAGAUACCAUUUUGAAUCUUCUUGAAGAACAGAAAUUACUUCAAAGCACACUUACUCUUGAGAAUGAAGAUCUGAAAAAGAAUAUAGCUGAAAAAGAAGAGAGAUUAUGUGAGAAAGAGAGGGAAAUAGAAAAACAAGCAGAGAAUAUUGAUUUGUUGAAAAAGGAUUUGCACAACAGAAAAGAUGAAAUUAUUGCUCUCCUUAAAAAAGUUGCUGUUCUUGAUGAAGAGUUGACAGAAAAGAGAAUAAUGGUUAAUAAUCUCAGUGAAACAAAAUUAACUUCAGAACGUGUGAUUUGUGAAAACGAAAUUUUGAGGAAUGAAAAAGCGAUUCUAGAAACCAAGUUAAUUGAAACUGAGGAGUCAGUAAAGGAACUGAAUAACAAAAUACAAUCUCUGGAUGAAGAUUUAAAUCAAAAGCAGAAAGCAAUUGAUGAUCUUAUGAAGAUGCAGACUGAAGAAAAUGAUUCUAUUAAAAAAGAAUCCGAAGAGCAUCUCAAGGCUGCUGAAGUUCUGAAAGCCAAGUACACAGACUUGAAACUGAAAUUCUUUGAGAAGGCUAAAGAAUGUGGGAAUAUGAAGAGCAUUUAUGAAGAAAAAUUGGCAAGAUUGAAAGAACAAAUGCAAGCAGCUUACAACAAAGAAAAAGAAAAGAUUCUGGUGCAAAACAACUCUGCUACAAAUGAAUUGGAAAAAACUUUACAAAUGUACAAAGAAAAGUUUAUGCAACACCAUGGUGACAAUGUUGACUUGAGGACUCAAGUAUGGGAUCUGAGUGAAAAACUUUUGAGAGCCAAUGAUGAAAAGGCCAAAUUGCAGACAAGAUUGUCAUCACUCCUCAAUAACCAAGCAAAACAUAGUGCACUUGGAGAAGUCAGUAAAUUUGCUUUGGAGCAGCAUCCUGUCGAUAGGCGGCUCUCUCAAUAUAAACAGUCAUCUGAUCGAUCUCAGAUUGAUGUUAUGGAUGUUAUUGAUGAAUCAGUAACGUAUGUCAGGAGGAGGACCAGGAGCUGUAGAAAAUCAAUACCUCCAGGAAUAGGUCAGGCAUUUCCGCCGCAAGAUGAAGAAGGGGAAGAAUUUAAUGCAAAAUAUUUGGCAGACAUGAAAGCUGGCAGGUGUUUAGUUGAACAAGGCGAAAAAGGGCGAUUGACUGAAUAUCAGCAUAGGAAUUCCAUGGUUCUUCCUCACCUAAAAUCAUCAUAUCCUGUGACAGACUGCAAAGAACUACUUGAAGCCACAGAGGAUGAUGUUAAGUUUGGAACUGGAGGUGAUCUGGAUAAUUUUGACACUUUGAGUACAAGCUUGUUGUUACCUGACAGAAAGAAGAAUAAAGACAGAGGACAGGGGCUCGAACAAGGUGCAACCCCACAUUCUGUUCUUAGAGAACAAAAUGAUAAUUCAGUAAGUCGAAAAGGCACAACUCCAGGACGACUCAGAAUGCUGUUUGCUGGGAAAGGAACUCGUCGUGAUGAGAAUUCUCCCAUCACACCUCGUACAAGAGGACUAGGCUUCUUCCGGAAGACUGGGAAGUCUCGAAACCAACCUUUAUAAAGCUCUUGUGUAAAUAUUUCUUCAAUUGGUAGCUUCCUCUAGUCACAUUCAUUCCCUCUUAGAGAAAUUUUUUACACCCCUAAUAUUUUUUUACACCCUUUUCUUUGUGACUUGCAUUAGAAUAUUAAUUACUCGAUUUUUUAUAUCAUGUAUAUAAUGUUUUUAACGACAUUGAGUUUAUUUUUGACAAGCACACCAGUGGUUGAUGGUAAAACAUCAACUUUUAUUUACAUUUUACAGAAAGCUACUCUUUCCACUUAUGUAAAACCGUAUAAAUCAUUUGCAUUCCAUGAUGAUUUCAUUUGAUUCAUUCAUCUGUAAUAAACUUUCAUCAAUUUUGUAAUUAGAUAAUUUAUAGUUAAUUAUCAGCCAAAUAAACAAAAGAAAAAUUAAAACUUGUAUAAUAAUUACUACACCAAGUGGAUGCUGCCUGAAGUGCUUUUACCCACCAAUAACAAAUGUGUUCAUUCAAAAUAGGAGCCUUGUGAAAUUGAAAUUUGAAAAAAACAACUAUACUUCUAUAAUAUCAUGGACAAUUCCGGAAAUCCCAAAAGCUGGUGAAGCGACAAUAAGGGCCCGAUGUUGCUCUCUGAACGAGCUGUACAUUUAUUUUCAUGAAAUUCCAAGUGGUAUCACAGUUUCCACAGACCAAAAGAAAUUUUAUAUAGAAUAUGUAUUUUCCAGGUGUAUAUGUGAAAACUAAUUUUAUCUUUGGCCAAAUUUUUGUUAUUGGGUGCACUAUUCUUUAUUACUGUUAGAAGAAAACUUUAAUUUUAUUAAAAGAAUCUGUCAUUAAAAAGACUUUUGUUACAAAUAGAUAUCCCUACUUUACAUAUCACAAAGUAAAAUGUUUUAAUCUAAGAAAAAGGCCAAGCAAAAAAUUCAGUAUUUUUUGAGCAGUUUUCAAAAGUGCUUUUUUGGUUUAAACAAACAUAAUGAAACAUUAACAUUUUAAACAAACUGGAAGAGAGAUUAAGGCUUUGUGC
This is a messenger RNA of Gryllus bimaculatus (two-spotted cricket), 10137 nucleotides long. Lineage: Eukaryota; Metazoa; Arthropoda; Insecta; Orthoptera; Gryllidae. The record is from the annotation of a GenBank genome assembly.